Arachis duranensis is the source of this 632-nucleotide messenger RNA. Its product is annotated as myosin-16-like. The record is from RefSeq and is a predicted model, not a curated record. Bases 1 to 282 code for a protein of 93 amino acids. The transcript has 2 exons. NCBI's taxonomy places the organism in Eukaryota, Viridiplantae, Streptophyta, Magnoliopsida, Fabales, Fabaceae.
AUGAUAUCUUCCAUGUCAAGUCAAGUUGCCGAUUUGAAGAUGAUUUUAAGUACUUCAUCAAGAUUGAGUUCAACUUUUCGACCUAUUGCUAGAGUUGAUGUUGCUUCCAGUAACUCCGAUACUUCAUCUACAGACUCUGAUUUCACAUUUCCUGCCUCUGGUCCAAAUUCAGAUGCUUCCUCUAAGCCAGGCCAUUAUCCACUUGUUGUUCAGGAUGUCACUGGAGAGGAUGGAUCAGGAUCUGAAAGUGAAAGGGAGGGUUCAUUUGAUGAUUACUUCUAGCUAGUAACACUUGUAUUUCUUCAAUAUGGCUUAAAUUUUCAUUUCCUCUCAUCUCUUUAUAUGUAGAAACAAGGUGUUAAGACAGUGAAAAAGCCUGGAAAAGAAGAGAUAGCAUGUGGGGGAAUACCAUUACCAUUGUUUAGACAUGUUCACUCCAUUGGUUAUGCAUGUUUACUCCAUAUGUAACAUAUCCCACACAUCAAUUUGUAGAUACACAGUUUAUAUUAGCAUCAUGUAGAUCACUCAGGUAGAGAAGGUAGCAUAAGAGCUCGUUGAUUAGUGUUUCACCCUUUUGACUCUUAUUUAAUGUGAAACAAAUAGAAUAUUAGAGUAACAAUUUUGUAUAUAUU